Messenger RNA from Alternaria postmessia, 783 nucleotides. RefSeq lists its product as uncharacterized. The record is from RefSeq and is a predicted model, not a curated record. Bases 1 to 783 code for a protein of 260 amino acids. Gene Ontology annotation, cellular component: Swr1 complex. Gene Ontology annotation, biological process: chromatin remodeling. The transcript has a single exon. Gene Ontology annotation, molecular function: nucleosome binding. NCBI's taxonomy places the organism in Eukaryota, Fungi, Ascomycota, Dothideomycetes, Pleosporales, Pleosporaceae.
AUGCCACACGUUGAGGUGCUCCCGAACUCGACGGCGACCGUCGCACCGGGAUGGACGUAUGUCGUCGACACGGGCUACGACCCCUCCAAGGUUGCCAUCAACCCAAAGAACAAGAAGCGCGCAGCGGCAGCAACGCCAGGCGGUCAGCGCGCCGAGAAUGAGCUAUCUGCACGACAGCAGACGGCUAUAGCGCGACGCAUAGCAGAGCUAGAACGCGACAACGACCCCAAACAGCUUAUCACGGUGCCUGGAAAGCCGAGCGUGCCCAAGACACAGAAUGCAAGGAGGAUCAUACAGUAUCAGCGGCAGAUCAAGCAUUGGCUCGACGACGAAGAGGCGCAAUUGGGACAAGCAACGACGACAUCAAGAGGGAGUGUGUCUCAGUCCACAGGAGGAAGAGGAGCAACACAAGCGUCCCGAAGACAGAGCGCCUUCGCUUCCGUGCCCGCGACACCUGCGGAAGCCACCCCAGGACCCGCAGCCAUAGCACAAACGCCAUCACGACUCGAAGACGCGAAUGCUGACGAUGCGCUACUCUCCAUCGACGACUCUAUACCUGCACCAAUCAACCCCGCCGAGCUUGAGGCACUGCUUGCCGCACCGCCGCUCUCGUACGCUGCAAGCCACGCAGCGCCUCCUCCAGCUGGCGGUCCACCGCAGAGACAGUUCUGCGAUAACUGUGGAUAUUGGGGGCAGAUCAAGUGUCGCAAGUGUGGCGCGCGCGUGUGUGGAUUGGAGUGCAAAGACGCGCAUGAGGCUACAAGGUGCUUGAAAUGGGCAUGA